Messenger RNA from Pestalotiopsis fici W106-1, 2751 nucleotides. RefSeq lists its product as uncharacterized. Gene Ontology annotation, biological process: protein K48-linked deubiquitination. Gene Ontology annotation, cellular component: cell periphery; cytosol. The record is from RefSeq and is a predicted model, not a curated record. Bases 1 to 2751 code for a protein of 916 amino acids. Gene Ontology annotation, molecular function: K48-linked deubiquitinase activity; cysteine-type carboxypeptidase activity; cysteine-type deubiquitinase activity. The transcript has a single exon. Lineage: Eukaryota; Fungi; Ascomycota; Sordariomycetes; Amphisphaeriales; Sporocadaceae.
AUGGUAUCACCAAAGCCGAGUUCCAGCGACGCAAACAACGAUGUACCUCCGUCAAUCAGAAUCCAUGGCCCUAACCAAGAUGUCUGGUCACCUUCAGACCCUGAGAUGGAUGGAGGAAACGUCUGGGAGGAUUUGGGCGCGGGACAUCCCCACCAGGGUAAUGGAAGCAAUCCGGCAACACAAGAUGUGCCAGAGGCGCUGCGACCGGGCGUAAUACCAAAGAGUUCGUUCGAUACAACAGAGGAGAAUCCCUGGGAGGAGCCGCGUAAAGACACCUCGAAGCCAAAGAUAACGCUUGAACACACACCCACAGUCCUGCGGCCGGGCGGCAAGCUAGAAACGAACCCUUUCAAGCGCAAGCCGGUUAGCACUGCUGUGUCUAGCAGCAAUGCCAAUGUCACACCAGCACGGCCGAACGCAGAUCCUGUGGUUCCAACCGAGACUUUCUCCAAACUUCAAGUCACUGACUCCGACUCGAACAUCAACCCUUGGAAACCCUCCGCUGAUGAGCCCCAAUCCACCUCGAAACCUCCAAUUCCUUCGAUAAGCCGACAAGACUCUGAAAAGAACAUUUGGGGCGCACCUCCAAUCGGGCAGGUUUCUGAGGAUCUGAGAGAGAACUCGCCUACGCCAAUGUCUCUGCCGUCCGGUAGGGAAUCGCCAGCUUGGGAUGAGGUCAAUCGUGCAAAGCCUUCUCUUGGUUCGGUACCGACGAGAUCUACAGAAGAGCAGGAGAUAUCGCAAGACGCACAUGCUUGGGAUGACCUUGGUGAUCUUAUUGGCCCCAACGCCUCGGUCAAGCCCAGCCUCUCGAGACAAAGUACAUGGGAGAAUUUCGUGGAUGGCGAGGAAGAGCAGAAGGAAUCAACACCGAUAUCGCCUCCUCCUAUUGUAGCAGCGGAUGAGCCGGUUGCAGAAGCCCAACCAGUGACAGAAACUGAACCGGCGGUGGUGACUGGGCCCUCGGAGCCGGCGCCGCCGCCUUUACCCCCAAGACGAGCAGAGUCGCCUACCCAACCAGCAACGACAACUACAUCCAACGCCACCGACAGGACGGAGACAUACCAAAUCAAAAAUAUAAACUGGUUCGACGCAAACGCGUCCCAAAACCCGCGAAGAUCACCUAUCCUCAUACAAAAUGUUAACGGUCCCUGUCCAUUGGUCGCUCUCGUCAAUGCCUUGACACUAACGACGCCCGCUGACCUGCCCAACACGGUUCUCGUUGAGACUCUACGCACCAGAGAGCAAAUUAGCUUGAAUCUUCUUCUUGAGGCUGUGUUUGAUGAGCUGAUGUCCCCAAGAAGAACAAAGUCAGAUGCGGCAUUGCCUGAUGUCAGUGAGCUAUACGCUUUUUUGAAGGGCCUGCAUACAGGGAUGAAUGUCAACCCGCGAUAUGUCCCAACUCCCGAGCUCGUCAAUCUUCACAAGAGAAAUUCAACUCAUGUACACCCUUCAGAACGUGACGACACCGUUCCUGGGACUUUCGAAGACACGCGCGACAUGAAACUCUAUUCUACCUUCUCGAUACCUUUGAUCCAUGGGUGGCUACCGCGCAAUGACGACCCUGCCUAUGCGGCAUUCUCUAGGCAGGCAACAUCAUAUGAUGAGGCACAAAAUUUGAUGUUCAGAGAAGAGGAACUUGAAGACAAACUAAGCAAUUCCUCCGCUGGCCUCACAGAGCAGGAGCAGCAAAUAUAUCAAGAUAUAAUCACCAUACGAUCAUGGCUCAGCUCGUCUGCCACACAACUCACAAGAUGGGGCCUGACGGUAAUCACCAAAUCCAUCCAGCCAGGGACCUUUGCCAUCCUGUUCCGGAAUGAUCACUUCUCCGCUCUGUACAGACAUCCGCAAACCCAUCAGCUAUUCAGUCUCGUUACGGACGCUGGUUUCUACACUCACGAUGAAAUUGUAUGGGAAUCAUUAGUUGACGUCAAUGGCGAGCGGACAGAGUUUUUCUCGGGCGACUUUCGACUGGUCGGUGGUCCAGAACAAGGACUUUCGCAGAAUGUACAGGAGCAUUGGUAUGAUGCCGAUGAUUCUGGUGCUCAGGGAGGUGAAUGGCAAACUGUACGGAACAGGAAUGGUCGUAACGCUCAAGGGCGGUCAGAUCCGCCUGGCUCACCAAUGUCGGGUGAUCACGAACAAGAGGAUCGUGAUCUUGCGCUUGCCCUGCAACUUCAGGAAGAGGAGGAUGAGCGCCAUCGCAAUGAGCAAGCCGCCCGCCGCCGCGAAAGCCAAUUGUCGGAGCAGUUCAUAGAACAGCAAGGGCGAGGCGGAACAGCGCGGACUGGUCCGCUUGGGCGUGGAGGUAAUGCGAGAGGAGGUAGUGUGAGAGGGGGCUUAGCACCAGCACGGACGAGCUCAGCUUCCAUCAAUGUCCCAGUGCGUGGCGGCAGUAACACUGCCCGUGGUGGUCGCCCAGUGCAACAAGUUCGCCCACUGGUUCCACCAGUCAAUACUACCCACCGACCUACGAAUCCCGAGGACGAGGAUGCACCCCCAUCAUACGAACAGGCUAGUAGAGCUGAGCCAUACGUGCCUCCAACGGGCCACCCCAAUCAUCCCAGCAGCACUCCCAGCAGCGCUACUACCGCACGCCGGAGAACAACACUGUCGGGUAAUGGGCCACCGCAGCCUUCGCCACCGCAAGCAGGACCGAGUAAUCCAGGCGGAAUGGGUAGAGGCCGUCCCAUGGCAGCCCAUCAGCAAAGUGCAUCUGUAGGAAGGGACAAGGAUUGUUUGGUCAUGUAA